Molecule: messenger RNA, 1897 nt
Organism: Corylus avellana
Lineage: Eukaryota; Viridiplantae; Streptophyta; Magnoliopsida; Fagales; Betulaceae
Source: RefSeq, a predicted model, not a curated record
CCCUCCUAUUCUUUUCCUCACUCAGUCUUCCCUUUGCUCAGCCUCAAUGACACUCCUCUUGUCCCGGCCUUACCGCCCCCACAAGUAACCUCAAUUCUCAACAUAUCUCUCCCCCAUUAGGCAUUAACAUACACAUACACACACUGAACAUCCAUUAUCGAAUAAAGUCAGUCUUCUACUAUGCUUUUCCAUGGACACAAUCAUCAACUCAGCACUCGAAGAAAUCUGUUCACAGGGGCAGAACGGCGUCGCUCUCCCGACCCUCUGGACCCGGCUCCAACCAGCCCUCUCGACCUCGAACCUGGACCUCUCCCCGGGCGUCAAGAAGGCCAUCUGGGGCGGACUUUUAAGCGUCCCGACCCUCCAAUUCCAAGCCCAAAAUGUCUCACACAGUGCCUCUGACCCUUCAAUUCAGUCUUUCGAAGAUGCCCAGAAGCUGAACUUGAAGAUUGUUGCCAAAGAGCAUUUGAGGGACAACUUUGUUGGGCUUUACAACGUUCAGUCCGCCAAUGCCAACAUGUCUUCCCCACAAAGACGCGCACUGGAACGCCUCGCCAUCGCUAGAACAAAUGGGAUUACACAAAGUCAACUGGGCAAGGAAUUUGGCAUUGAAGGGAAGAACUUGUUUUAUGUAGUGAGGAACCUUGAAUGUCAAGGGUUGAUUGUGAGGCAAUCUGCAGUUGUAAGGACGAAAGAAGCUGGCAAUGAAGGGGAGCCAAAAAACAGUCAGAGUGUGACUACCAAUUUAAUGUACUUGUAUCGCUAUGCAAAAGCAUUGGGCUCCCAACAAAAAAUUGAGAUUACCAAGGAAGAAUGGACUAUAGAAAAUGUAGGGAAAGCCGAUGAAAGUGGCACACAUAGAGAUGGUUUUUCCGGAAAAUGUGUAAAAGAGGAUGUGCAUGUAAAGGAUUAUCUACCGGCAAUGAAAGCUGUCUGUGAUAAACUUGAAGAAGCCAAUGACAAGGUUCUUGUUGUCUCAGAUAUAAAAAAGGAUCUUGGUUAUUGUGGAGCUCCUUCAGGGCAUAAAGACUGGAGAAAAAUUUGUGACAGGUUGAAAGAUGCCCACAUUGUUGAGCAGUUUGAUGCCAAAGUGAAUGGGAAGAUUGAGUCUUGCCUGCGUUUGCUCAAAAGUUUUUCGCCAAAGAACUUUGAACCAAAAACUCUUGGAUGUGGAGAUGAUAAUUUUGAGGAAGAACAGCAAGUGAACUUUGGAAAGAAAUCUCAAAUCACUGAUCAACUUGUAGAGCUUCCCAUUGAGCAUCAGAUAUAUGAUAUGAUUGAUGCAGCUGGAUCAGAGGGAUUGACUGUGAUGGAGCGAGUCGGUGCGUUAUUGAAAUCUCCAGUGGAGGUGGUUCGGAAUAGGUCAUAUGCAAAGGUACUUGUGGGAUCGAGGAACUUUUUGGCAUCGUCCUCAUCGACAAGGAGUAUAUUUGGAAAUUUUAUUGUGUUUGCACUGAAGGGAGAUAUUCUGAUUGGCCUGGUGGACCUACCAUGCAGCAUAGCUAUCUCUGUCGUUGAUCUUCAACCUCCAUUGGGCGUGGUUGUGGAGGGAUCCCUCGCCAACUCUUCUAUGCCUUUAGAUCAUUGUUUUGCCAAACGGUUGCCGCUUGUGGAGGGAAGCAUUGAGAGGAGUUCAGAACUUGCUGACAGUAGUUCAAUCUCUUUGAUUAGCUCUGAUCAGAAUGUUUUAGGGGUUGUAGUGCCUAAGGGGGAUCUCGUUGGUGGUUCUGUGUCUAAGGUGUUGCUCCGGGAACCUAUGGAGUUAAAAAGAUUGGAUUGCUCCAUAAAUUAUGACCCUAAAGGUGGUUGUUCAAGCCGUGGAAGAGGUAAGGGUAGGGGUUUCUUAGUUCUUAAUGAAGCCGAAGUGGUUAUCUUGGAACGUAAGAGGGUUGAAUGA